Messenger RNA from Westerdykella ornata, 2402 nucleotides. RefSeq lists its product as uncharacterized. Gene Ontology annotation, molecular function: sucrose:proton symporter activity. The record is from RefSeq and is a predicted model, not a curated record. The transcript is spliced from 3 exons. Lineage: Eukaryota; Fungi; Ascomycota; Dothideomycetes; Pleosporales; Sporormiaceae. Bases 289 to 2193 code for a protein of 634 amino acids. Gene Ontology annotation, cellular component: membrane.
CGCCUCAGCCUGUUAUGGGUGAACGUCCCUUCACCAUUGAUUCUUAUUCCACCACCACGGACGAUAGCAGACCGUCACCUGUGCUGGACGUCAGUCGCGGACCGCGCCGACCGUCCCUCUCAGCUCCCCGCGUGCGUCACCUGCUCAUACCGGCUGCAGCCGACUGGAACUGCCCCACAAGCACUCACGCGCACCAGCCCGCGACCUAGUACUGAGUAGUAUUAUCGAUCCGUAUAACGGUAUACCAGUGGCCUGCUCGCCGUCUCCAACCUCAUCUUGACAUCCAAUAUGGCCGACACUCCACCGCGAAUACAAAUCCCCAAACGGCCCAAGGGCGUAUCCUUCCGACGUUCCUCGCCGGGUCCGCGACCUUCUUUAAACGAACAGUCCCCAUUGCUUAUACCCACAAGAUCAGGAGAAGUGGAGGGUCUGGGCAAAGUUGUUUCCCCUCUGGGGAGUGACGAGUGGAACCCAGAGGCUGAUGGCGAGACCAAGAGCAGUUGGUAUCUUUUUCUGUUGACCCUCGGCGGCCUCGGUUUACAGAUUGGCUGGUCGGUAGAGACGUCGAAUGGAUCGCCCUAUCUGCUUUCCCUCGGAGUCAGCAAGUCGCUCCUCGCCCUCGUCUGGAUCGCCGGACCCCUCUCCGGCGUGCUCGUACAGCCUUAUGUGGGCCUAAAAAGUGACAAUUGCAUGAUACGAUGGGGGAGGCGGCGACCAUUCAUCGUGGGUGGGGCAAUAGCCACGAUCAUUUCCCUCAUGUUUCUGGCAUGGGUCCGGGAGAUCAUAGGCGGCUUCUUGGGCAUCUUUGGUGCUAGCCAAGACUCACAAUGGGUUAAAGAUACCGUAUUAUUUUUCGCAGUUGUUAUGGUUUACGUGCUUGACUUUGCAAUCAACGUCAUCCAAGCUGGCAUCCGCGCUUUCAUCGUCGACUGCACCCCUACGCACCAGCAAGAAUCCGCAAACGCUUGGAUGAUCCGUAUGUCCGGUAUUGGCAACAUACUAGGCUAUCUAGCGGGCAAUGUGAAGUUGCCGAAAUACUUCCCUUGGCUUGGAGGCAGUCAGUUCAAAGUCCUUUGCGCCAUCGCCUCCUUCAUCAUGGCCGUCACAGUCGCCAUCAGCUGCCUCACGAUUCAGGAACGGGACCCGCGCUUCGAUGGACAUGUUCCCGAGACACAGGAUGGCGUUUUGGCCUUUUUCAAAUCCCUUUACAAGUCUGUGCGAACCCUCCCCGAUCAGAUCAAAAGAGUCUGCGAGGUUCAAUUCUUUGCCUGGAUCGGCUGGUUUCCUUUCCUCUUCUACAUAACGACUUAUGUUGGUGAGAUAUACGUAGAACCUUACUUCGAGGCCAACCCCAACAUGACGGACGAAGAAAUAGACCACAUAUGGGAAGAAGCGACUAGAAUCGGAACGCGCGCGCUGCUCAUUUUCGCUAUUACAACCUUCAUCGCAUCGGUUAUCCUUCCGUUCAUCAUCCCUCCCACCUAUGAGCCACCAAAACCAGGCAAUACGUCUCCCAGGACACCAAUGACGCCCAUGGCCCCGAGCACCCCUGUGUCUAUGUCAGGCUCAGGGUACUUUUCUCUAAGACAGCCGGAAAAGCACCAAGGAGGCGGUGUCUCUGCUCGCAUCGCGGAAUACAUGGCCAUGCUGCAGGUUCAGAGUCUCACUUUGCGCCGCGCCUGGUUGAUCUCCCACGUCAUGUUUGCCGUUUUGAUGGCUCUCACCUUCCUCGUCAACAGCACGCUGACCGCAAGCAUCCUCGUUGCGCUCAUCGGCAUCCCGUGGACUCUGACCAACUGGGCUCCCUUUGCUCUCAUCUCCUCGGAGAUCUCGAAGCGCGAUGCCAUCCGCCGCGGCCUGCUGCGUCCUUCGAGCAGAGAGGCCGCACUCAUCGCCUCGGGCGAGGAUGAGGCGAGCGCGGAGAACUCAGACAAGGCCGGCGUCGUGCUCGGCAUUCACAACGUGGCCAUCGCUGCGCCGCAGGUCAUCGCUACACUCGUGAGCUCCUUCAUCUUCAAGAUGCUCCAGAAGCCACGAGGGUCUCCAGGCGACAAUAGCGUAGCUUGGGUCCUGCGCUUCGGCGGCUGCUGCGCCAUCGUCGCUGCCUGGUUGACGCUCAGAGUCAAUGAGGAGAAGGAGGAUGCCGAUCUCGUUGAGGCAGAGGUGGAGUAUAGAACUAGACGAGAGUCGUGAGUCGGGAAGGGAGCUUCCAAGCAUCACUUGGAGUUUUGCGUCUUGGGUAGUUCCGACAGCAUUGGAAUCCGGGGUGGUCCAGCGGUUGGAUCCUGCAAUGUGUUUUGGUGUUGUCGUGGGGUUAUAUAUAGCAUACUAUGGAGUUGAGGUGUAACUCUGAGGUCUCUUGUAGAGGGAUGCUUUGAGCAAAUGAAUUAUGUGAUCAGAUU